AUGGGAGACAACGUAUCGAAGCGGCUGCGGUUGGUGUCGGCUGCGGACGCGGAGAUGGAGGAGCGCUGCUUUGCUAACCGCUAUCCGGACUACGAGCCAGCUGCCCUCACGUCCACCUCAGCGGACACAGACGUGGACUCGAACCGGCCUCUGGACACCAAUGGCAUGGUGAGCUCUGCAUUCCAAAGUAAGGUCUCGAGUAAGAUCAAGGAUCUCCUGCAGCAGAUGGAGGAGGGUCUGAAGACUGCGGACCCCCAUGACUUCUCUGCUUACACAGGCUGGACAGGCAUUGCCCUUUUAUACCUGCAGUUGCACCGUGUGUCCCACGAGGCUUCUGACUUGCAGAGAGCUUUGGACUACGUGAAGAGGGCCCUUAGGAACUUAAAUGGCCGCAAAGUGACUUUCCUGUGUGGGGAUGCAGGGCCGCUGGCGGUCGGGGCCGUGGUCCACCACAGGCUGGGGAACACUGCUGACAGCAACGACUGUCUCACCAAGCUCUCCCAGCUGCAGCGAGCGGUGUUGAGUCCAGACUCUGACAUGCCAGAUGAACUGCUGUAUGGUCGGGCUGGCUACCUCUACGCUCUGCUGUAUGUCAACAAGGAGAUAGGGGCUAAUACAGUGGAUGAGAGCACCAUCACCAAGGUAGUCACAGCCAUCGUAGAGUCGGGGAAGAGCCUCGCAGCAGAAGAGAAGAAAGCCGAGCGCUGCCCACUGCUGUACGAGUGGCACAGGAAGCAGUAUGUGGGCGCCGCCCAUGGCAUGGCUGGUAUCUUCUACAUCCUCAUGCAGCCUGAAGCGAGGGUCCCUCCAGACAUCCUGUCAGAGUUGGUGCGCCCCAGCAUUGACUACGUCCGUCACAAGAAGUUUCGCUCGGGCAACUAUCCCUCAUCAUUAAGCAACGAGACAGACCGGCUAGUGCACUGGUGCCAUGGAGCUCCAGGUGUCGUGCAUCUGCUUAUCAUGGCACAUAAAGUGUUUAAGGAGGAGAAGUACCUGAAGGAGGCUGUGGAAUGUGGCGAGGUGAUCUGGCAGCGUGGCUUGCUGAGGAAGGGCUAUGGCCUUUGCCAUGGCACAGCCGGGAAUGGCUAUGCCUUCCUCUCCCUCUACCAGCUCACCCAGGAAAAGAAGUACCUGCACCGGGCUUGCAAGUUUUCCGAGUGGUGUUUGGACUAUGGAACCCAUGGCUGCCGUAUACCAGACAGACCCUACUCUCUCUUUGAAGGUAUGGCAGGUACCAUCUACUACCUGUCCGAAGUGGGCAAGCCUGAAGCUUCCCGUUUCCCUGCAUUUGAACUUUGACCUGCUUACCCUUUAGGCAUGUUGGGAAGCAGGCCUGAGGAUGGCAGGCAGAAUGCUGUGUUGGAAAGACAUUUUGAGGCGGUUCCUGGGAUGCUGAACCUGAUGUGUAGGACUUCCUCCUGAGUCAGAAUGGAAAGUGGAGAGAAGCGGGAUCAGAAGAAGGGGGGACACCCAGGUUAUCAAAACCAGUUUGUGUUAAUGAGUUGUCUAAUGGAUUGAUGGAACAGAAAAAUGGAAAACAAACAUGUAUUUUUUGACAUCAUUCUGGUCCAGGUUGUUAAUCUUGAAUUGAACAGACCAGGUGGACCAGACAGGUAUAAUGAUAUCCAACAGAUGAUUCUUGUACAUAUUGAUCAAACUCUUUCAUCAGUGAAAAUGAAUAUUUAUCUCAUCUGCAGCUUGGCCCUUUAAAGAGGUGGUGAACAGUUUUCUUGGGUUUUUUAAAAUGAAAACAUGGGUCGGGGUGGUGGAACUGACUGUCCUCGUGAUAAAUUCACCACAAAACGAGACUGCAUCACAUGGCCAGUUUGAGGGAGACAGUCUAUGCUUUUUCUUUCUUUGAGGAUAAAAUAUAUAUUAUGGUCAACCCCUCCUAAUUGCCCACGUCAUAUGGGGGUAUCUAAGUCGUACGGGGGCAUCUUGAGACCAGUGUGAUGUAGGAGACACCUGAGGUCCAGCGCAUUACACCAACAAUAUAUGAGGAACAGAGAAAGGCGACGUGCCGGUAUCGGCCAGUCGGCUCUGUGCAUAACUGUAGUCAAGGACUUCCGGUUUCUACUGCAGCGGUCCAUGAUAAAUCUUGCAGGCAUCGUGAAAACUAUGCCAUUGUCAAUAGCACCCGCCAGCAAACAGGAAACUUGUAUAACCGCUGCAGUAAAACCGGAAGUCCUCGACUACAGUUAUGCACAGAGUGGAUUAAACUCUAGGUAGACGGGUGAGACGCUGGGGCAUCAUGUCCUACUACAACACUGCCACCUUCAGUCUAACCCACACCACCAUUACUAUCCUCUACAGCUACACCCUUUUUAUCCUUUUUCUAAACGUGAGGAGGUGGAGACAGGCGGUGAGUCACCAGCGGUGACUUGCUCAUGUAGGAAUACUCACCAGUGUGAGACGCUUUAGCAUGGGGCAAGGAACGUCAACACCUGGCCUGGAAGACCGUUUUGGACCUGAAUGAAUAUAACCCAAAGGAGACAAUCCACAAUUUGUAUUUUUUUCUCUUUUUUUUUUUUUUUUUUACAAUUUAUAUAUUUUUACUUAAAGAUAAAUACGAAGUGUUUUCCACUAAAAUUCUUCAUUUGUGGAUUUAAAACAAGUUUAAAAAGAUUCGACAUAGGAUGGUGUUUUAUAUUUGUGGAUCACAUGAUGUUCAUCACGGGACAUGUGGAAGUCACCCUGUACACAUGUUAAAUGAUCUGUUCCGUGAUUCAGUGGAUCUGAGGUGCCGUGUCCCGUGUCACAGGUCUGAUGUCAGCUUGCAGUGGUGACGGGAUGAUGUUAGUAAGGUGACACACUGCUUAAACAACUGCACAUAUAUUUACAGAGAUCCUCCAAUAUAAAGAAUGCAUCUAGCGUGUAAAACUUUGAAAAUUGACACAAACCCUGUUGAAAACAUGUUGCACUUUUUAGGUUGUGUUUAUUAACGUCCAAAAAACUCUUCCACAACCUCCCAGUCCCUUUAAAUGUGUUGCUAACUGGCCUGGAUGCAAAACAAAAGCAACUGUGCCUGAGGCCUUGCUGUAUAGAUGAACCAUCAAGGCUUGGAGAGCAGGUGUGUGUGUUUCUGUGUGUUUGUGUGUUUGUUGUGUAUGUGGCUCGAGCUCUUUUGGCACUACGGUGUGGUCUGGAAGGAACUCGAGCUGUUUGGAUAUCUUUAUGCCUCUGCAUGCUUCUCAUAAUGUGCUGUUGCUUCCUCUUGUCCUGUCAGUGUAGACGUUUCAUUUCCAAAGUGUUGUGCUGUGCUCUUAUUCCCACUGCUGAACCAUCUUCCUACAUGUUCAUGUGUUGACUGUACCAGGUCACUUCCUCUGUAUGACACACGUCACUGGAGAGGUUCUGCACAGUUAAAAAACCGAGAAUGUAAAGAGGUCAUAUGAAAUACAAAACAUAAUC
Messenger RNA from Lampris incognitus (smalleye Pacific opah), 3411 nucleotides. It is a transcript of the gene lancl2, whose product is annotated as LanC lantibiotic synthetase component C-like 2 (bacterial). Gene Ontology annotation, cellular component: plasma membrane. Bases 1 to 1299 code for a protein of 432 amino acids. The transcript has 9 exons. Gene Ontology annotation, biological process: peptide modification; carbohydrate metabolic process. Lineage: Eukaryota; Metazoa; Chordata; Actinopteri; Lampriformes; Lampridae. The record is from RefSeq and is a predicted model, not a curated record.